CGUAUACAUACAAACAUACAAUUCCAUAUACUAUAUGACCUUACACACAAAAACUUAUUGAAGAAGAAAAGUGGAGAGGGUGUGAGAGGACAAGAAAUGGCAAGAACCCAUUUCAUUUUUCUUCUUCUUCUGGCUCUUUUAUCAAAAACAUCGGCAUCAUCAUCAUCAUUGCCUUCAAGAGAGCAAGAGAAUGACAGGAUCAAAGCACUUCCAGGGCAACCAAAAGUGACAUUCUCACAAUACUCAGGCUAUGUCAAUGUAAAUGAAUCUCAUGGCCGCUCUCUCUUUUAUUGGCUCACUGAGUCAAAUUCUCCUCACACCAAACCCCUUCUUCUCUGGCUCAAUGGAGGACCAGGCUGCUCGUCGGUUGCUUAUGGAGCUUCAGAAGAAAUUGGACCAUUCCGUAUCAACAAAACCGGUUCCAACCUCUUUCUCAACAAGUUUUCAUGGAACAAAGAUGCAAACCUCCUGUUUUUGGAAUCACCGGUCGGUGUUGGAUUUUCUUACACAAACACAAGUUCCGAUCUUAAAAAUUUCGGAGACGAACAAACAGCUCAAGACAAUUUGAUAUUUCUUAUCAAAUGGUUGUCAAGGUUUCCACAAUACAAAUAUAGAGAUUUCUACAUUGCUGGUGAAAGUUAUGCUGGUCACUAUGUACCGCAGCUAGCCAAAAAGAUACAUGACUACAACAAAGCUUUCUCAAAACCCAUCAUCAAUCUCAAAGGAUUCAUGGUAACUAAUAAAAAGGGUCUUUCUAGCUCAAAUCUAAAAAUAUGGGUUACAUUUAUGAUUAACCAAAGAUCGUUAUUUAUCAAGGUGGGGAACGCAGUGACGGACAAUGAGUACGACAGCAUAGGAACCGUAGCUUACUGGUGGACCCACGCAAUAAUUUCCGACAAAACCUACAAGUCAAUCCUCAAAAACUGCAAUUUCACGGCUGAGAAAGUUUCCGACGACUGCGACAGGGCCGUUAACUACGCCAUGAACCACGAGUUCGGUGACAUUGACCAAUACAGCAUUUACACUCCAACGUGCGUGGCCUCGAAACAGAAGAAGACUGGUUUCUUACGUAUGAAAAACACACUCUUGCGUAGACGACGGUCUGGUUACGACCCUUGCACGGAGAGCUACGCAGAGAAGUAUUAUAACCGUCUUGAUGUUCAGAGAGCUAUGCAUGCUAAUGUCACUGGGAUUCGCUAUAAAUGGACAGCAUGCAGUGAUGUUCUGAUCAGGAACUGGAAAGACUCCGACAAGACGAUGUUACCGGUUUACAAGGAACUGGCAGCAGCUGGUUUGAGGAUCUGGGUUUUCAGUGGUGAUACAGAUUCGGUGGUACCAGUGACGGCGACACGAUUUUCCCUAAGCCAUCUCAAUCUCCCGGUGAAAACUCCUUGGUACCCUUGGUACUCCGGUAACCAGGUGGGAGGAUGGACGGAGGUAUACAAGGGACUGACCUUUGCAACAGUAAGAGGGGCGGGGCACGAGGUGCCUUUAUUCGAACCAAAGCGUGCUCUCAUUCUUUUCAAAUCGUUCUUGGCCGGAAAAGAGCUUCCAAAAUCUUAUUAGUAACCUAAAAACAUAGAGUAAGAGAAAAUAUCUCCAACAAGCACAAUCCAGCUACCAGAUUAGGAUCCAAUUCCGAGUAAACUCGGAGUUAUUGUUUUUUUUCUUCUUCUAAUUUCUGUUUUAAAGCUUUGAUUCAUUUCCACAAUUUGGAAAUCACAAAACGAUUUAAGAAUAUUCAAGGAAUUGUUUAUAAGUUAAAGAAGUACAAGGGUUUCAAAUA
Molecule: messenger RNA, 1786 nt
Organism: Raphanus sativus (radish)
Lineage: Eukaryota; Viridiplantae; Streptophyta; Magnoliopsida; Brassicales; Brassicaceae
Product: serine carboxypeptidase 24
Exons: 8
Coding region: 97-1566 (489 amino acids)
Biological process (GO): proteolysis; brassinosteroid mediated signaling pathway
Molecular function (GO): serine-type carboxypeptidase activity
Source: RefSeq, a predicted model, not a curated record